AUGGAGAAAGAUCAGGCGUCCGUUUAUAAAUCUGAUGAAGAGCGGGAGCUAGAUAACUUUUGCCAAUUAGAAGAACAACUAAUGGCAGAAGAAAAAGAAUCAGGGGUUUCAAAUUCAGACUCGAAAUUAGCAAUUGAAUUUCCAGAUACAUUUAUUCAUACAGAUGGCACAGUACACGACGGAAAAGUAUCACAAGAUACACUUAAUAGAUCCGAAUUGAAAGAUAUACUUCCAGAAUUACGUCAAAAAUUAACAUUAGUUAGAAAACGAGAAGCAGCAUUACUUCGUUCCGAAAACUGGGUUCAAGCCGAAAAGGAUCAACUUGCAAAAGAUAAGCAAAAGUUAGAAGAAGAGAAAAAAGCAAAUGAAGAACUCAUUUCAAAAUUAAAAACGGAAAAUGAACAACUCAAGAAACAAUUAGAAGACGAACGCCUCGGGUGGAAGGAAGAAAAGAAGACUUUGAUUGACCAACUUGAUAAUUACGAAAAGAAAGGCAAACACAAAGUUACUUUUGUUACACCUGAUCAAGAUGAGCAUCCAGAAGAAGAAGAAAAAGCUCAAGAAGAAACAAAAGAAGAAGAGAAAGCUGAAGAACCAGAAAAAUCAGAGGAAGAAGAACAUAACGAAAUUGUUGAAGAAGAGAAACCAAAGAAAGAAGAGGAGGAAGUUCCAGAAAAGCCGGUAUCAGAGCCAGAACAAGUUGUUCCACCAGCUCCUGAACCAAAACAAGCUCCAAAAGCAAAACGACCAAAAAUUUAUAAGAUUACUGUUGGUGAAAACUAUAUACUUGAUUUCGAUUACAAUCCUGGAUCAGUAUUUAAAGAAGAACUAAAGAAAGGAGGUCGAAAGGAUGUUAAAUACAAAGAUGGAUCAACAGGAACAGUUUUCAAAGAUGGAACAAGAAAGGCUAUCAGAGAAAUUAACCGCCAAAAGAAAACAUACAUAUUCUAUGCAAAUCAAGAUAUAUCUAUUGAAUUUCCUGACAAAGCGAUCGCAUAUAAAUAUAAACAGACAGGAGCUAUUGAGCUAACUGUUCCAGAUGGAUGCAUAUACUAUUUGUUCAAGAAUGGGCAAAAGGAAAGACACUAUCCAAAUGGAAAUAAAGAAGUUCAAUUUCCAAAUGGAAUAUUUAAGAUCUUAAGGAAUGAUGGUGAUACAGAAACCCACUAUCCCGAUGGAAAAUGCGAAAAAGUUACCAAAGGAAAGUUUGAAAUCACGUAUGAAUAUAUCUAA
This is a messenger RNA of Trichomonas vaginalis G3, 1233 nucleotides long. Its product is annotated as centriole elongation. The record is from RefSeq and is a predicted model, not a curated record. Gene Ontology annotation, cellular component: centrosome; nucleus; centriole. The transcript has a single exon. Gene Ontology annotation, biological process: cilium assembly; centriole elongation. Gene Ontology annotation, molecular function: tubulin binding. NCBI's taxonomy places the organism in Eukaryota, Parabasalia, Trichomonadida, Trichomonadidae. The coding region runs from base 1 to 1233 and encodes 410 amino acids.